UCUACCCCUCCCUGAGUCCCCUCUCUCUGUCCUUUCAUCCCCAUCCCCAAAUUUCAUUCAUAGUAAAUGUCUUUGGCUAAGGCUCACCCACGCGUCAUCCCUCAAUUAGCCAUUCUGUAGAUCACCCCUACCCCACCAGAUAGUGAUGCCUUACCCCCAUAACCACAACCACACAUCUAUAGUUACCCUCCCAAUCCAAUUCAACACACUCACAACACUCUCAACCUUCAAAGCAACUCUCAACUCAAUAAACAAACAAAUGGCUACCAAGCUAUGCGAUUCCUGCAAGUCAGCAACGGCAACACUCUUCUGCCGUUCCGACUCUGCUUUCCUCUGUAUCGUUUGUGACUCCAACAUUCACGCUGCUAACAAACUCGCCUCCCGCCACCACCGCGUCUCGCUUUGCGAAGUCUGCGAGCAAGCUCCUGCUCACGUCACUUGUAAAGCGGACGCCGCCUCACUCUGUAUCUCCUGCGACCACGACAUCCACUCCGCUAAUCCCCUCGCACGCCGCCACGAACGCGUCCCUCUCACAACCUUCAAUCACAACAGCAACCAACCGUUCUUUUCCGACGCCGAACACGAUGCUGACGUCACCAACGAAGAAGCUGAAGCAGCUUCCUGGCUGCUCCAAACUCCUUCUCACCCUAAAGGCCCCGAUCUCAACUCCUCUCACUAUUCCUUCCAUGAAAUCGACAACGCAGGCAUCGAUUUCGUCUCCGUAGACGCUAAAACAGACUCGCCAGAGCAACACAGUCCCGGUGGCACAGCAGACGGAGUCGUGCCGGUGCAGUCUCAUAGCAAAACCGCCGCAGAACACUACUCCGAUAUCAACAUCGAUUUCUCUAACUCCAAACCUUUUACUUACAGUUACAAUCACAACGCAUCAUCGCCGUCGAUGGAGGUUGGAGUUGUACCGGACGGCAACGCGAUGUCGGAGAUAUCGUACUGCUGUUACGGCAGGGCGGCGACGGAGGCGGUGCAGAUCACGGCGGCGGAUAGGGAAGCUAGGGUUUUGAGGUACAGAGAGAAGAGAAAGAAUCGAAAGUUCGAGAAGACUAUUCGUUAUGCUUCAAGGAAAGCGUAUGCAGAAACGAGGCCUAGAAUUAAAGGAAGGUUCGCAAAACGCACUGAUAUGAAUGUGAAUGUGAAUCUGAUCGCUGAGGAUGAGUCUUAUACUGGAUACGGCGUCGUUCCUUCCUGUUGAAUGAUUUCAACUGUUUCAAUAUUAUAUAUAUCUAUCGAGUAUAGUUUAUAGUAUAGGGCUACUCAAUAUCAUUAAGCCAUGAAUUAAUUAAUAAUAUUAUGUUUAUGUAUAUGUUUCUAGGCUUUGUUUUUUCUGUAUAUAUUUUUUGUUUGAAUGAAUGAGAAAAGUAUGUUAUGUUUCUUGAA
Cicer arietinum (chickpea) is the source of this 1392-nucleotide messenger RNA. Its product is annotated as zinc finger protein CONSTANS-LIKE 3-like. Gene Ontology annotation, cellular component: nucleus. Gene Ontology annotation, molecular function: DNA-binding transcription factor activity; zinc ion binding; protein binding. Gene Ontology annotation, biological process: regulation of photoperiodism, flowering; regulation of flower development. Lineage: Eukaryota; Viridiplantae; Streptophyta; Magnoliopsida; Fabales; Fabaceae. The record is from RefSeq and is a predicted model, not a curated record.